Messenger RNA from Castor canadensis (American beaver), 1322 nucleotides. It is a transcript of the gene Rnf170, whose product is annotated as ring finger protein 170. NCBI's taxonomy places the organism in Eukaryota, Metazoa, Chordata, Mammalia, Rodentia, Castoridae. The record is from RefSeq and is a predicted model, not a curated record. Gene Ontology annotation, molecular function: ubiquitin protein ligase activity.
GGCACUCCAAAUUAAAAAAGAGACAGCUAGUAGUUGCCCAGGAGGGGUGUCAGGGCGGUCCCCGGAAACAAUCUCUGUUCUAUCACCGGGAACUGGCGAGGUAGUUCCUCUGCGGUGGAGAGACUGGAAUGGCAAAAUAUCAAGGUGAAGUUCAAAGUUUGAAGCUGGAUGAUGAUUCAGUUAUAGAAGGAGUAAGUGACCAAGUACUUGUGGCAGUUGUGGUCAGUUUCACUUUGAUUGCUACCCUGGUAUAUGCACUUUUCAGAAAUGCACAUCAGAGCAUUCACCCAGAAAAUCAAGAGCUAGUAAGGGUGCUUCGAGAGCAACUUCAAACAGAACAGGGUACUCCUGCUGCUGCCCGACAGCAGUUCUACACUGACAUGUACUGUCCAAUCUGCUUACAUCAAGCCUCCUUCCCUGUGGAAACAAACUGUGGACAUCUUUUUUGUGGUGCCUGCAUUAUUGCAUACUGGCGAUAUGGAUCAUGGCUUGGGGCAAUCAGUUGUCCAAUCUGUAGACAAACGGUAACUCUACUCCUAACAGUAUUUGGUGAAGAUGAUCAGUCUCAAGAUGUUCUGAGAUUGCAUCAAGAUAUUAAUGAUUAUAACCGGAGAUUCUCAGGGCAGCCCAGAUCUAUUAUGGAAAGAAUCAUGGAUCUCCCCACUUUACUGAGACAUGCAUUCAGGGAAAUGUUUUCAGUCGGAGGUCUUUUCUGGAUGUUCCGCAUUAGGAUAAUACUUUGUUUAAUGGGAGCUUUUUUCUAUCUUAUAUCACCUCUAGAUUUUGUACCUGAAGCUUUGUUUGGAAUUCUGGGCUUUCUAGAUGAUUUCUUUGUCAUCUUUUUGUUGCUUAUCUACAUUUCUAUUAUGUAUCGAGAAGUGAUAACCCAAAGGCUAACAAGAUGAAAAAAAAGUUUUACUAGAAUAUCCAGAGCUAAUGUAUAAAAUCAAACUAAAGGACCCGUGGCAGUAUAAAUAAUCUAAAUAUUACCUUACAGGCUUAAACCAUUGUACAAUAAACAUCUGGUUAUCAUUUGACACAUGCUUAGCAAUAUAUAACUGGAAUUUUUACAUGUUGCAGGUUCUAGUGUUAAGAUCAGAAUUAUACUAAUAUACAGUUAUCUUGACUCCAUGUUGUCUGUAAAGUCUCUGGAAAAAAUAUGGAAUUAUGUAGGAAGAGAUACUUGUUUUUCUACAAAUUACUGAGAUUAAUUGAUAAUGCUAAAUGUUAAAUGUACAAUUCAUCCUCCUCAGUGGGUACCUGUAUGAUAAUAUAUAGCUUUGAAAUUCAUCUAAAUAUUUUUGUUACUAUAAAAUAUUGUA